UGUGCAUGCUGGGAGUUGUAGUCCGGAGACGCUCCUCACUUCCUCUUCGUUGUUCGGGAAAAGUUUCCGUGUUUUGGGGAAAGUUUACAGGCUCAGCGCUCCAGAAGAGGAUCCUGAACAUUCAGCCACGAGUACGCGAUGUCUGUGUCCGGCGCCUCCAGCAGGCCAAUCACUGCCAUGGCCUGGGCCUCCAGUGGUACCACCUGCCCCAGCCAUUUCACCCUGAUCGGCAUGACUGAAGACGGAACCACCGCAAACUUCACCAAAGGCUUCGCCCUGAAGGCUGGAUACUACCUGUGCUACAGCAAGGAUCUGUCUGGUGGAAUGGUGGUGUCGGAUGUUAAGGUGAUUCCUGAUAAAGAAACACUUCCACAGGGAUACAACUACAUUCCCGAGUUCAUGGACUCCAAGGCCUCUGUUUGGAAGAAGAAGAGAGUGUGUGUGCGUAUUGUUCCUAUGGAAAGUGUAACAACCGCUGUUCUGGACAUUCGACUGACAGCCAAGAGCAAAAUGAUGCUUCAGCAAUACACCUGCCUGGGGGAUAUGCUGGGUUAUGUUCUGUGGUGUAUGAAGGGACCGUUCUCCACUCCUGUACCCCAGGCCAAGCCUCGCCGUAUCAGCCUAGACUUGCGCCAACUCUCACUGGAAGCAACCGGACCUCCACUUCCUCUCAGACCCAGUAACCUGCCUCAAGCCCCGCCCAAGAUCAGCCACUGCCGCAGCACCUUAGACAAUAAGGAGUCCAAGGAGUCACACGACAGCAGUAAUAUCUAUGGAAUCACAGCGAUGGAUGGAGUUCCAUUUGUGCUGCACCCGAAGUUUGAGACUCCAAUUAAUGAAAAGGUGUCUGUAGUCACUCUGGAUGAUUUCCGUAUCAAAUCCACCCAAGACAUAGAAAACGAGUAUCACUACACAUUUGCAGUUGAGGAGUUGGCUGCCAAGCGGUCCCGCCCAUUGAUGUCAUAGUCCGAAACCCCUCCCACUUCGGUUCCUUGACCCCGUCCCUCAUUUUCUCUUGGUUGAAGAUGAAUCCCACCUAAUUUUCUAAGUAUUCUGCAUAAUCGGUGUGUGAGGUGUGAUCAGAGGUUCAGAGGGUUUGGAGUGAAACGGUUCAGACAUCUUUACAGUGGUGGUGAUGGGAACCAGGCGUCGCCAUGACUACAACACAGAUAUAGACACUUUAUUUACCAUCCAGAAC
This is a messenger RNA of Pygocentrus nattereri (red-bellied piranha), 1198 nucleotides long. It is a transcript of the gene mvb12a, whose product is annotated as multivesicular body subunit 12A. NCBI's taxonomy places the organism in Eukaryota, Metazoa, Chordata, Actinopteri, Characiformes, Serrasalmidae. Gene Ontology annotation, biological process: virus maturation; regulation of epidermal growth factor receptor signaling pathway; endosome to lysosome transport via multivesicular body sorting pathway. Gene Ontology annotation, cellular component: cytosol; ESCRT I complex. The coding region runs from base 139 to 966 and encodes 275 amino acids. The record is from RefSeq and is a predicted model, not a curated record. The transcript is spliced from 10 exons.